Messenger RNA from Entelurus aequoreus (snake pipefish), 715 nucleotides. It is a transcript of the gene grcc10, whose product is annotated as gene rich cluster, C10 gene. Bases 109 to 477 code for a protein of 122 amino acids. NCBI's taxonomy places the organism in Eukaryota, Metazoa, Chordata, Actinopteri, Syngnathiformes, Syngnathidae. Gene Ontology annotation, biological process: post-embryonic development. The transcript is spliced from 4 exons. The record is from RefSeq and is a predicted model, not a curated record.
CCGGAAAGGAGAGCGUACUGCCGGAAAGGAGAGUGUGAUGUCGCAAGGGUGCCGUUUACCCGCCGCUGAGUGUUUUGGAUGCAGCUAGCUUGUUGUUAACGUGGUGACAUGGCCUCUGCCCCCGCACAGCAGCCCACUCUGACUGUGGAGCAGACCAGAGUGGUGCUCAGUGAGGUGAUCCAGGCCUUCGCGGUCCCAGAGAACGCGGUCAGGAUGGAGGAGGCCCGGGAGAGCGCCUGCAACGACAUGGGCAAGAUGCUGCAGCUGGUGCUCCCCUUGGCCACUCAGAUUCAACAGGAAGUCAUCAAAGCUUACGGAUUCAACAAUGAAGGAGAAGGUGUCCUCAAAUUUGCCCGAUUGGUGAAGAUGUACGAAACCCAAGACCCGGAAAUAGCGGCCAUGUCGGUGAAACUCAAGUCCCUCCUCCUGCCACCACUGUCAACGCCGCCUAUAGGUGGCGCCAUUCCAGCCUCAUAGGAACCAUCCAAGUGCCCGUAUCAAGUGAUUGUCUGCAAUAUCACCUUAAAUGUCAUUCCAUAUUUGCAUUUUCAAUUAUCAACCUCCCAUCUGUCAUCAUGAACAUGUCAUUUCAUGUCCUGGAAAACUGAUAAAUUGUUUAUGACAUUAGCGUGCAUUUGUGGUUGUAUUUAUCGACAUUUUUCAUGAACCACAUUGUUUUAUACACAAUAUGUUAAUAAAUGUUUUGUUUUCAGGA